AUGAGAGCAGAGCAACCGAAACGAGGUGAGCUGCAGAUCUUUCUGUUCGCAAAAACCAGGAAGGUUCACCGCUUCCGAGCACCACGUGCGCCAUGUUUGUCAGGAUGCGUGGAGAUCGUGGACGAGACCAAGAACAUCAGGAAGAUGACCCUUGUCGAAUGGUCCGCCACGCCCUUUGAAGAGACUUGCGCCGACAAUGUGCGCAAAGUCGAGGUGGAAAUGUUGGGCUGUUGUGGUCUUUCCCGUGGAUGGAACGGCCGGAGCUGCACCUCGGGGCCCUUCUUGACAAGAGACGAAAAGGAGGAUUGGCAAGAGCAAUGCUGUAGCGAGUUCAAGGUGCUGCGAAACAGCAGAGAAUUCAUGUGUAACUCGGUCCUGAGCCACAGGCAGGUCGACUUGGUCUCCAAGUUUGUCACCAAAGCCAAGCAAGGCGACGUGGGUGGUGCUUACACGGGGCAGGACGCCCGGCUUCUUUGGGCACAACCAGGCCUCAAAAAGUUCGAGGAAGAGCUGAAGAAAUUGAAGCAAAAGCCCCAAGAGAACCAGCCAGUGACCUCGGACUUCCUGGAAAAACACCCCAAUGUCUACAAGGAAGGGCUUCGGAAGGGCUGGUUCCGGAAAGAGGUCAAUAUGACCAACCCUGAUGUCAACAAACCCAAACGAGUUGGCACACCUGAUGAGUGCCUCACAGUGGAUUUUGGCAACGAGGACUUCGACCGGAAGAAGUUGAAUGAGUUCGACCACUUCACAGACUUCCGUGAUCCUGGCCGGGGAAAAUUCCAGAGGAAGGCACCAGCAGAUAUCUCAAUGGGUGAAGCUGAAGGUGUGGAGGUCUUGCCAGACCUGGGCACGUCCUUCCAGGCCAGACGCAAAAAGAAUUUCAAGGAGAUUGGCAACGCGUUCCAAGUCAAGGGAGAGAUGGCGAAUGAAGUUCCUGGGCUGAAAUUUGUGAGGUCGUGGAACGUGUCUCUAACACAACAGCUCGGGCACCUUGCCCACAGGUGCGUUUUCCAUAGACUUCCACCCGUCUUCCACGAGACGGCAAAGUACUGGGCUUGUUGCCCUGACAAGAAGACGCUUGUUUGUGCAGACUUGCGGGCAGAGAAUGCUCCCAAACGCCUGGAUGAUGACGUUCCGGUGGAUCCGUUGGUGCAGAUGAGUUUGACCGUGCCUGGGGCCGUCUUGGCGCCAAGCUUGGGGCUGGGAGCCGAGAGUGUGAAGUACAUCGUCCGAACUGAAGUUCUUUAUCCCAAAGAUUGCGCUGUCUCGGUUUGGACAAAAGUGGACGAAGAUGCUGUUGCUGCCCGUGAAGGUUUAGUCCAUGAAUCCUUUGAUGCGCGAAUGCAACAGAACGACAAACUGCAUUUGGCACUGGAACAUGACAUGCGCAACAUCAAUGCAGCGGAAGCAGCAACAGAUGAGGCACGCCGCCCUCGGCCAAUCGCAUUCCCUUCUUUCACGCGACAACUUCACUUUGUUCAAUUCUUGGAAGCCGUUGAUGCCUUGACUACGGCGCGACGUCAGCUGCAACUUGCUUUGGGCCAGCAAGCAUCUGCGCAAAAGCAAGUGGACAUGGCCUUGGAGGACUUGCGAAAGGCCAAACAAAAAGGAGAUGAGCAGAAGGUGGAAAAGGCAAAGAAGGAGCUGGAAAAGGCGGAGGAGAAGGUGGAAAAGGCGGAGGAGAAGGUGGAAAAGGCGGAGGAGAAGGUGAAGGAGGCGCAGAAGGAGGUGAAAGAGGCGGAGGCGAAGGUGGAAACGGCGGAGGAGAAGGUGAAGGAGGCGCAGAAGGAGGUGAAAGCCCAGCAGGAGAAGGUGCCAGGCUUCCAGUCUCUCACUGAGCUUCUUGGAAGGCUGCUUUUUCCCGAUGCCGUGCCGCUGAAUGACAGAAAUGCCACGUAUUCUUCAGCUUCUUCAUGCAUUGUCGACUUGGACAGGGGUCCGUUCAACGGAAUGCUGGCCCUGCAAAACAGUAGGUCACAGGCACAGCUUCUAGAUCGUGAACUGGAGGUGCAACUUAUCGUGAAGACGUUGCUGGAAAGGUCAAACAAAUUGUUUGGCAAACGUUCGUCAGACAAGGCCAACUCCCCAGCCAUCCUAGUGGCACAGGCACCUGGAGCAGGCAAGAGCCAUUUCCUGGCCAUGCUCGGAGAGGAGAUUCCCAUGCUGCACGACCUGGAUGGUAGAAACCAGACACCGAUCAUCUCAGCUUUCACCUACAACUCCAGAAUGACCGAAGAUGACUUGGCAGAGAAUCUGAAGACUGACUUGGCGCUGCGGGUUCUUUAUGGUGCAGCAAGGCACAUGAGCAGGACAAAGUGCGAGUGGAGUGACUUCGUAGAAACAUGGAAGUCUCGCAAGAAGCCUGAGAUUGCCAUCAGAUUGGCUGUGAAAAUCCUGCGCAAAUGGUACGGUGACCGUCCCGUUGUGAUCCUGGCUGAUGAGGUGGGAAAGUCGAAGGACGAAGCUUUGGUACGCCAGGAGCUUUGCAGAGCCAUGGACUCUUGGGGAGGCCAAGUCUUUGUGGUCAUGUCUUCUCUCUGCAACUACGCAGCAGCUAAGGAGAUGUUCAGGGGCAGCCAGCGAGAGGUGUACAUUCACACUUUAACAGUGCUGGGUACUGAAGCCUACGACCUUUUUUCUGCCAAGCUCAAUGAACUGCAGCAGAAUCAGGCAAAAGGUAUCAAGAGGGACAUCUUGGAGUACCGAAUUUCUCUUGCCUGGGGAGCUACUGGCGGCUACGCACGGGCCAUUGAGAAGAUGGCGAUAUACAUCAGCGACUUUGCCCAAGGUCUUGAAGCUGGAGUUGUCUCCAGGGCCACAACACACCUUGCAGAAGUUAAUAACUUGCCCCCAAUGUUUUCCACGGGCAAUCUUGAAUCUUUACUAGAGAUAUGGGAACGAGAAGAUCCUUCUUUUCUGUCUCAGAUGACAAUUGUGAAUCUGAUGCCUGAAGCCACCUACAAAGGGAAUGUCCUAAUAGACUCGCUUACGCAGGGGAGGAUGCAAGUCUUGUGCCUCCCAACUGUUGCUCCGUGGCAUGCAGCCCGCUUCUUCACGCAGAUGCAAACUCACAAGAACCUGCCACCGAGAUGUGCCAAACUCAUGGGUUUGGCCGGCAGGGCAUAUAAAAACAAACUCGAUGCCAUUGAGAGCAGCAACGUCCAGACCAUGAAACAAGCCAGCUCGUACUUCACUGAAAUUGUGGCGGCUUUUGCUGCCAUGUUUGCGAUCGUGAGGAAGUACAAGAAGCUGCCAUCGGUUCUGACACAGGGUACUGCAAGCAGCAUUUGCGACAUCGGCCUUGAUGAUUCGCUCUUGCAGGAUGAAGAACUUGCUACGAAAAGCAAGGAGGAUGCAGAUGAGAAGUUAGUGUCAUUUUUGGAAAAAGCCGUGGAACUAAGCCAACAGAAGGGCAAAGAGCAACACUUGCUGGUGAUCAUGGCUCCGCCCAACUGCAAGGCAGUUGAUUUUGUCAUCUUCUGCCAAGAUCAUAACAGUUUUGUGGCUGUUCAGGUGAAAUCCAACACACUGACUGAGGCCAAAGCCCAGAAUGAACAAAAGGCAGCCUUGCUGCAAGCAGCGGAGGAGAUCCGCUCUGCCAGUGACUCCUUGCAGCUUGUGGCCUUCCUUGCUAUAGUCGGCUCCAACUAUGCAGAAACCGAGGAUUUGAAGGCUGACACGCACUUUUUUUGCUUGCAGCAAGAGGACCUCGUUGCCCUCAUCCCACCCUUUCUGCGACAACUCUCGGGUCUCGCUGCAGGGGUUCAAAGCGUGGAAGGUGAGGAUGUGUGA
This is a messenger RNA of Cladocopium goreaui, 3792 nucleotides long. NCBI's taxonomy places the organism in Eukaryota, Dinophyceae, Suessiales, Symbiodiniaceae. The record is from the annotation of a GenBank genome assembly.